Messenger RNA from Plasmodium fragile, 3492 nucleotides. RefSeq lists its product as uncharacterized. The transcript is spliced from 4 exons. The coding region runs from base 1 to 3492 and encodes 1163 amino acids. NCBI's taxonomy places the organism in Eukaryota, Apicomplexa, Aconoidasida, Haemosporida, Plasmodiidae. The record is from RefSeq and is a predicted model, not a curated record.
AUGUUGUACCUGCAGGAACAUUUUUGGAAGAAUGUGGAAACAGUAUGGAAGGAAUUUAGACACUUUAUGGAGAGAAUGCAGGACGGUGGGCUAGCGGGUACAAUGUGUGAAUCGGCACAGGGGGACCAGGAAGCGGACGGACACAUAUGGACUGGUGAGGAUCUGGGUAUAUGCGAGUUAACAAUUACAGCAUUACAUUUUAAACAUGGAAUUGAAUUAGCAGGAGCCCCCCCACGGGCCGCUUACACGGACGAAGAGACCAAGCACAUAGAUCUCUAUAUGAGAUGUAUUUUAGUAAAUAUAUUUAUGAAGAAAAUCAUGGGCAUGAAGUGUUUAGCACGGCCUGGUGGUCAGUUUGCAUUCGGUCUUGUGCAUGACGAAGUAAAGGGAGUUCUCAAACAAGAGGUAGGUAAUGUGGAGUGUGAGUGGAAGGAUGCAGGGAUAGGUGGCGACGGAACUGGAAGAGAUGCAACGGAUAGAGAUCUGUGGGAAGUAAUGACCAGAUGGAAUGAAAACAAUAGACAGAACACAGGGGAUGGGCAAUGGGGAGUAUUAGGACAAGGAUGUAAGGUGGAGAAGAAAGGAACAGCGAAAGUAGGGGAUGGCGACACAAGGCAGGCGUUAAAGGAGAAAGUCCAGGAAGAAAUAAAGAAUGUGGAGGAGGAUAUAAAAGUGAAAGUGUCGACAAUAUUAACGGGAAUACGAGUUUGUAGUCAUGGGGAUGACAAUUGUGUAAAGAACUUAUUACAGAAAAAGCAGCAGGAAGAAAAGAAUCAGCAGGACUCCUCCUCUAAAACUGCGGAAGGAAACGGACAGUCCAGACCGUCGGGGGCACAGGCAUCAUCACCUUCACUUCCUGCGAGGCCACCACCUCCGCCACCAAGGAGACCAUCAACACCACGGCAAAUUUCUGGGGGGCCAGGAAGGGGUGGAUCUGAAGGAGGAGCACGAGUUGGAGGCGGCAAGGGUCCCGUAUUAGGACCACCAUCAACAUCAUCAUCACAGCCAGGCAAGUCAGACUCAGAAAUACGGUCACCUGCCGCAGCCGUACCCGCCCCCGCCGACAACCACACACCAGCCAAACCAGUAGCGGCGAAACCGGCACCGGCAACGAAGACGGCACAACCAGGAGCAGGAGAGGAUUGUCCAUGGAUGAGCAUAGACCACCACAAGAGAAGGCCAGUACACGUGCUGCAGUAUUAUGAUAGUGCAGAACUCAAGGCUUUGAAGGCCGUGUUGCAGGCCUUUAUUGAUUAUAUGCAGCAGAACACGGACAAGAUGGAUGCAUACGGUGCCAACUGUGAUAAUUCUGGUUGGGAUGAUUUCGGCCACGGGACAGACUAUCAUACGGGGCAAACGGUAGCAGACGUAAUACGAUGCCGGCUCAUGACCCUUGCUUUGUUCUUCGCGAACCAGGAGGGAAAACAUGGCAAUAGUGAGAAAGCACAGAAAACGGAUGACGAUAAAUUGUACGAAAAGUUCAGGUGUGAGGUAGCGAAUGUAUUUGGAUACAUGCUGCAGAAUCAGUAUUGUAAAAAGGAAGGAUGGAAGAGGGGUGUAGAGUACGCUUGGAAAACACUCAAGAAAAUGCACAAGGACAAGCAUGGUAACAUACUAUUUUCUGGUCCUGUUAUGCAUGGAACAUGCAAACAAUGUGGUUACGUAGGUAGUAUGACGAAGCCGGGCAUAAUAAAUGGGCACAUAGCAGAAUGGUUCGUAACGGAAGGAAUAAUGGGCGAAAUAGCACACAUAGAGCAACAGCUGCCAUGUCAUAAAGAUUGGAAGAAGUAUAAAACGCAGAAGGGUGGUACUGAUAAUACGGUUAUAGAAAACGACAAAAUACCGGAAGUGACGACAAUGGAGAAGACAGUGCUAGAAGACACGGAGAAGGCCAUUGAGAAGGCAAAGGCCCAAGUGGACGCAGCAAUUGCAACGGACAAAAAACCGGCAGAAGGAGGAGGAGGAGACCAGAAAGGGGAGAAGCCGUCGGCACCGUCACCAUUACCAGAAGGAGCAUCUGGGGUAGCAACAGGAACACCUUCCGGACAACCACGAUCAGAUUCCUCGGCAGGGGACGCACAGCCGGCCGCAGGGGCAGCCGCCGCAGGACCAGGAGCUGGACAACCACCCCAAGCUACUCCACCAGCACCCGCCGGACCCUCGCCACCAGGACCACCAGGAGCAUCUGCCGGUACAGGAAGUACAAGUACUGGAAUAGGUGCAGCUACUGGCACUACCGGGAAUGCAGCAACCGGGGAAAACAACACACCCACAUCAAGUAACACAGGUAAGGAAUCUGUGCAUGAGCAGGAUGAACCGACUAAUGUGAAGUUGCCAGGAAGUUUUGGAUCCAUAAGUGUCGUUUUCUCAACUACUUAUAACAGUGGAGCACCCUCCCAGGAGCACAUGGAGCGAUACGAAAACACCACAGAUCCACAAUCAACAGGUAAUGAAGGAUCAGGAACUGCGACCACACAGGACCCAGAGGCUGCUAGUGAACCCACCGGUGUGGCGACUGUUGAAGGCACCACAGAUGCCACCAAAAAGGCAAAAGUUUCAGUCCAGGACACAGCGAAAGACCCAGGUCACACAGCACCAUCUACACAUAAGGAGAAUCAGAGCGUAAACGGAGACCCAGCAACUGUCGCUAUUCCUCCAGACUCCUCUGCAACAGAAGAGACGACUCCAGCAGCUACGACUAAACUGGGCACACCCUCGUCACCCGGAGGUAAUGAGGACCCGCCUCCUCUCAAUCCACCCAAACCUACAGCGAACGCCGACAAUACGGACCAGAAGACAGCGCAGAAACCAGAUCCAUCGAGCCUCCCCUGCGGUCUCCCUGACCCUGAUCCUUUCAGCAGCUUCGCCGGUGGCACAUCUUCCUGUGGACAAGGCAACGCUGCUGCCCGUGAUCGGAGUACUACAUACGCAGGUACUGAUGCUAACAGUUCCAGAACCCGUGGGGGUUGCGACAGUGGACGCAGAAACUUAGCCAUUACUCCUAGAUCACAGAAUGAUCUUAAGUCGGAUUCAGGGAACCCUAACGAAUUCCGCUUUGACCCAACGAACAUAACUCCACCAGGUAUAGGGAAUGUAGCAGGUGGCAUAGCACCUCCAACACUGGACGAAAAAAAGUAUCAUUCAGUACCUGACAACCGGGGUGAGAAGCCCGGUGACUAUGCUGUUCCUGACCUAACCGCCGACGUCUUUACCGCCACUACUCCCGUACUGUUCUUCCUGUCCGCCGUCACCCUCGCCCUUCUGGGUUAUUCCCUUUGGAAGGUAACUGCACACAACACGCAAGGUCACACACAAACGCACGACGCACAACGCACAAGCACGCACAAAUAUAACCGAGUGGAAAAAUGGAACAACAACCGUUGCCAUUCGGCUUCCACUGUUUCGUCCCAUGUUCCAAAAAGGAACUAUAACCAACAUUACACUAUUUGGAAGUUACUCCAACAAGAAAAAACAAGCAAUACUAAAUUUUAG